AUGGGCAACCAGGAGGCUAAGCAAAAAAAAGCUGCAGCGGCAUCGGGUAAUGGAAGCUACCCUUCACUGGAUGAAGGAUGGAGAGAGGGAGGAGGGGACACGACAAAAAAGGGAGGAAAGAAACUCGGUAAGCAUGGAGGUAAAGGAGCAGGCAGCAGUGGAGGAGGAGGAGGAGGGGGCACGCAAGGCACAGGACCAGGAAAGAAGAAAAACAAAUCUGAGUCCAAGUCCUCUGUUUUCUCCAUCCGGAAGAGAAAGGGCAAUCUGAAAGGGAAGGGAGACGCAUGUUCAUCAAUAACAGGCUCAAAGGAAGACGUCUUAGCAUCUCAACAUGACGAGCCGGACGGCACAAAAACACCCGAAAUGUCUGCAGAUGAGCUCGGACAGUCGGACACCGAGGCUGCUCACCACGAGAAGAAAAAGAAACUGGAGCAAGGCAGGAUGGAUGGAAGUGGAGGAGCGCAGAGGCAGGAGAUGCAGCGGAAAGCCUCGACAGCAGCGACGUCUCCCACAGAGGAUGGAGGGCAGAAGGGGGGGAGCUCGGGGUCCGACACAGACAUCUACAGCUUCCACUCAGCAGCUGACCACGAGGAUUUGCUAGCGGACAUCCAGCUCGCCAUAAGGCUCCAGCACCAGCAGCAUGGGGGAGUUAACUCAAUUGUGGAAGCAGAGAAGGGGGGAGACAAGGAUUUGAGCUGGGGAGGAGGAGAGGGGAGGAAGAAGCAGAGUAAUGGGGUAGUUAAAUCAAGUCCUCCUGAGAUGCUUGACCUGACCCCAGAAUUAGAACUGGGGUCCGAUGCCCUGUCAUUCCUGGAGACAGGAACUCUCUCUGGCUCUGUCAAGCACAUGGAGCAGCCGCCAACACCACACAUCCCCCUCCACACUGAGGUGCCCGAGAGGGAGGAGGAGAGAGAAAAGGAGGAGGUGGAGCAUCCGGAGCUAAAUGGGAAGGGGCAGUGGGAGAGGGAGACAGAAGCCUCUCUUUGUGUUGCCACAGGCACAAAAGACCAGCAUGCUUGGCUGCAGCAGCCCCCUCAUACAGCCGUCACCAUGGCUACUGCUGGGGGGGCAGCAGUCAGCCCGGUUACCAUGACAACCAGUGGUAACAGCUUCCCUGAGCUCACAUUUGACAGUCAUGGGAAAACCCCAGGGGAAAAGGAGGAAGCAGGAGGUGACCCCCGACAGGAGCGUGACAGAGAGCCUGAGGUGGAUGUAAAUCUCAGUCCUCCACCCACAGACAGCCACAACAGAAGUCCUGAACCCACUGAGGGGCUGAGCUCAGGGACUGUGUUUGGAGAAGGCGAGGGUCAGUUGGGCUCGGGUACCAGCGCAGAGUCCCUCGAGGACUGCCUGAGUGCUGAAUCCGAAUCCAACCUCUCCGCUGCAGCCAGCACCAGGGCCUCCCCCUCCAAUCAGCAGUGCAGCAGGAGGAGCAGUGUGUGCUUCUCCCCACUGCCUCCCCAGGAGAGCCCCACAUUGGCCAAACGACUCCUCAGGUCCGCCCACUCAUCCAACUCCUCUAGCCCCGUGGUGAAGCCCUACCCUCCCAUCUUCCCCUCCUACAUCAAGACCACCACCAGACAGCUCAGCUCCCCUGGACAGUCCCCGGCCCUGUCCCCCUCCCACAGUCCCUUGUCCCCGCGCAGAGCCCACCAUCACCUCCACAGGACGAUGGCUGAGGGUCACCAAGUCCGUAGGCAGCGCUCUCGGAGCCUCGCCGGGCCUCUGAGUCGCUCGGCCGACUGGACGGAGGAGCUGGAGAGGAGGCUGAGGAGCAGAGAGGAGGAUGGAGGAGGCUCUGGGGGGUCACGAGAAUAUCUGAUGGGCUACAGAGGAGGAGGAAGCCAACCCAUUUGUGCUACCAGGAGAUCCUCCUGUGGACAGGUUGCUACCUGCGGCUUUCAGGAUAUCUUCACAGGUCGAACUCUCCUGGAGAAGCUGUUCCUGCAGCAGCAGCAGGAGGAGCCGGAGGAGGCUGAGAGGCUCUGCUCCAGGAUCCUGGCCAUGGGUCUCCUGCUGCCUUUCACUGACUGCUUCAGGGAGCAGCUGGGAGGCAGCACCGCCCAGCUCACCUCCACAGCGUCAGCCAAGUUUGAUCAUGACCAGCUGUAUACAUGGGCAGCAGUCAAUCAGCCAACUCACUCCCUGGAUCCUCUUGAGGGGAAGCUACCUGGGCAGCUGAAGGGCCCCUGGCCUCCAGCCAGGCCAGGCGGAGACAGUAGGACUGGACUCAAACCCACAGAGGCAGAGGACAAUCAAGAACACCAUGCAGCCAUCGUAGGUUUGAGGCAACAACAGGAGAGCCAAGAGGAGGAAUGUGUCCUUCCUUCAACAAAACUGAAAGAAAAACACGUCAACGUCAUCCAACAGCUGGAACAGACCAUAGAAGACCUCAGGACUAAGAUUGCUGAGCUGGAGCGACAGCCCCCUCUGCUGGACAGAGACAGUAUGAAAGCCACCCCCUCCACCACAGACAGGGAGUGUGGUGGAGAGGAGAGCCUGCUGAGGGUGGUGUGUGAUGCUCACCUGCAGACUGAAACGGCUCAUGCUCUGGGCUGCCUGGAGGCCAAGUCAGUGCAGACCUCCCCCAUGGAUGACAGCUUUAAGUUCAAAGUGCCUUGUAGUGAGCCGGGCGAAGCGAACGGCUUCCUGCAGCCUCCACCCAGGCAGGAUGGCUUCCAGUGUUCAUGUCAGCUGCAGCCUCCUCCGCCUCCACCACCCCUUCCAGGAGGAGCAGUGCCUGCUCAUCUUGUGCCAGGACAGACUGUGGCACCUCCUCCUCCACCACCACCUCCUCCACCACCAUUACCAGGGGGGUCAAUGUCAGCUCCUCCUCCUCCACCACCAUUACCUCCUGGUUCAGCAGUUCUUCCACCUCCACCCCCGCCACCUCCACCACUUCCUGGUGGCAUUGCCCCACCCCCACCUCCUCCUCCUCCUCUCCCUGGUGGCAUUGCUCCACCUCCUCCUCCUCCUCCGCUUCCUGGCGGCCUUGCUCCACCCCCACCACCUCCUCCUCCUCUCCCUGGUGGCAUUGCUCCACCUCCUCCUCCAUUGCCAGGAAUGGGAGGCCCACCUCCACCACCACCACCACCACCACCACCUCCAGGCUGUGGACUUCCUCCACCAGGAGCCAUCUGUGUUCCUCCAGCUCCUCCAGGGGCUCUGGGCUCCCUGCCUCCUCCUUUGCCACUGGGGCUCUACGCUCUGGGUCUGACCCAGGAGAAACCACCCAGGAAGGCUGUGGUGGAGCCUCCCAGACCCAUGAAGCCCCUCUACUGGACCAGGAUCCAGCUGCACAGCAAAAAGGAGGUUUCUUCUUCGCUGGUGUGGGAGAAUAUUGAGGAGCCUGACGUGGACUUCGAGGAGUUUGUAGAGCUGUUCUCUAAAACAGCUGUGAAGGAGAAGAAGCAGCCGCUCUCUGACACGAUCACCAAGUCCAAGGCUAAACAGGUUAUGAAGCUCCUAAACAACAAGCGUUCUCAGGCGGUAGGAAUCCUCAUGUCCUCCCUGCACCUUGACAUGAAAGAUAUCCAGCAUGCCGUCCUGAACUUGGACAACACAGUAGUUGAUCUGGAGACACUGCAGGCGCUGUAUGAAAAUAGAGCACAACAGGAAGAGCUGGACAAGAUCGAAAAGCACAUCAAGUCCUCAAAAGACAAGGAGAACGCCAAACCUCUGGAUAAACCUGAGCAAUUUCUCUACCAGCUCUCCCUCAUCCCAAACUUCUCUGGCAGAGUCUUCUGCAUCCUCUUCCAGUCCAGCUUCUCUGAGUGCAUGUCGUCCAUAAUGAGAAAACUGGACAUACUGCAGAGGUUAUGCAAGGUGUUGCAGGACAGUGAGACAGUGAAGCGGGUUCUAGGUCUGAUUCUGGCCUUUGGUAACUUCAUGAACGGUGGUAAUCGAACCAGGGGCCAAGCUGAUGGCUUCACCCUCGACAUCCUGCCCAAGCUCAAAGAUGUCAAGAGCAGCGACAGCAUGAAAAGCCUCCUGUCUUAUGUUGUUGCAUACUACCUCAGGCACUUCGAUGAAGAUGCUGGUAGAGAGACAUGUGUGUACCCGCUUCCUGAGCCUCACGACCUGUUCCAGGCUUCACAGAUGAAGUUUGAAGACUUUCAGAAAGACCUGAUUCGUCUCAGGAAGGACUUGAGAGCGUGUACAUCAGAAGUGGAAAAGGUGUGCAAGGUUUCAGAUGAGGAUAGCUUGCAGCCUUUCAAAGACAAGAUGGACGAAUUCCUUGCACAAGCAAAAAGUGAACUGGAGACCCUGGAGGCUCAGCUCAGCAGCACUCACAAACUGUUCCUGGAGCUCACCGUGUUCUUCUCAGUGAAGGCCAAGGCAGGAGAGAAGGAGGUCUCACCCAACACCGUCUUCUGCAUCUGGCAUGAGUUCUCCUCUGACUUCAAGGACCAGUGGAAGAGGGAGAACAAAGCCAUUCUCAAGGAGAGGUUAAAAGCAGCAGAAGAGUGCUUCCGACAGGCCAAGGAGAAGGCUGCCUACAGUGUCAAACCCAAACACGCCUCCGGCAUCAAAGCCAAGCUUGGCAUGAAGAUUUGA
Messenger RNA from Chelmon rostratus (copperband butterflyfish), 4557 nucleotides. RefSeq names its product formin 2b (gene fmn2b). The record is from RefSeq and is a predicted model, not a curated record. NCBI's taxonomy places the organism in Eukaryota, Metazoa, Chordata, Actinopteri, Chaetodontiformes, Chaetodontidae. Gene Ontology annotation, cellular component: nucleus; cytoplasm; actin filament. Gene Ontology annotation, biological process: actin nucleation; intracellular transport. Gene Ontology annotation, molecular function: microtubule binding. The coding region runs from base 1 to 4557 and encodes 1518 amino acids. The transcript is spliced from 20 exons.